Molecule: messenger RNA, 1146 nt
Organism: Periconia digitata
Lineage: Eukaryota; Fungi; Ascomycota; Dothideomycetes; Pleosporales; Periconiaceae
Source: the annotation of a GenBank genome assembly
GUGAUGAUUUAUUCAGCUUAUAGGCGGAAGGGAAGGCGCAAAGUCCGCUUCGGUUCGUGUCUAUACAAAAAGAUUGAGCAGCGCAGCGGUGGUGGGUAUUCACAAUCUUUAUCAUAUUUUUCCCUGCUUCUUACACUCGUUUCAAAGCCUUUGUUUAUUCUUCGUGUUAUUGUUUCAUUUUACUACUUUGAUUCAUCUUACCGAUUCAUUCAUUUCUACCACGUAACCGACUACUCAAUCAUGCUUCGCACGACUCUACUCGCGACGGCGGUCCUCUCCAGAUUCGCCUCAGCGCACACGGCAGCAUGGGCAAAAGGAAUGUACUGCCGUAACGGCAUCAGCGAACACGAAGAAACCAACACAAACCUCGCCGUGAACCCGCUAUACAAUCUCCCCAAAGAAGACUGGUGGUUCCAACACGACCGCGGCUGCGACCGCGCGCCACCCCCAGCAGGUGAAUUUCUCGAACUUCCUGCCAACGGCAACUUCACCGUCGAGUUAGCGGGUAACCGCGGUGUCACGACGCUGAGCUACGACGGCAAACAUGCUACCGACUGGCCCGACGGUGAGCAGCAUCCCGAGCAUUGGGACGCAUGGGAAGGGGAGGGGAGUCCGUGCAAUACUUAUAUCGGCUCGCUGCACACGUACAACGAGACCAAUGCUGCUGGCACCGCGUGGGCCAUUAGCUACGAGAGCGAGCUUGAGAAGGUGACUAUGGAGAAUUUGGUGGUUUUUAGUGUGCUAGAGCACACACCUUGGAAGAGGAUGGCGACGUAUCAGGUGCCGAAUUUGCCCAAAUGCCCGGAGGGAGGAUGUACAUGUGCGUGGUUGUGGGUGCCUGACAACUGCGGACAAUCCAACCUGUACAUGCAACCGUACAAGUGCAAUGUCACACAAGCAUCUUCCAACAUCCCCGUCGCCAAAGCCCAGCCUCCUGUAUACUGCGCGGACGACAAAUCCAAGUGUGUCAAGGGCGCAAAGCAGAUGAUAGCGUAUUAUCAAGACAGCGGUAACAAUAUGUUUGACAUCAAACGCCCCGCUACGCCCGGCUACAACGAGAAGUGCGGGUGGACAAGCGGACCGCAGCGCGAUAUCUUCGAGAGCGAUUCCAACGGUAACCAGUCGCGAAGCGGGGAAGUAGUAUGA